This is a messenger RNA of Zophobas morio, 831 nucleotides long. RefSeq names its product chymotrypsin-1-like. Gene Ontology annotation, biological process: proteolysis. Gene Ontology annotation, molecular function: serine-type endopeptidase activity. The transcript has a single exon. Lineage: Eukaryota; Metazoa; Arthropoda; Insecta; Coleoptera; Tenebrionidae. Bases 13 to 738 code for a protein of 241 amino acids. The record is from RefSeq and is a predicted model, not a curated record.
UCGGAAUCAAUAAUGAAACAGCUGUUGAUAAUACUUCUUGCUACCGCCACCACUUCAGGUUUACCACACCAUGGGCGGAUUUUUGGUGGUACCCCUGCCGCCUCCGGCCAGUUCCCCUUCAUCGCCUCACUAAACAACCCCGACCAACUUUGCGACGCCUCCAUCAUCAACAAAAACUGGCUUCUAACCGCCGCCCACUGCAUAGACCUUGUCACCAACACCACACAAGUCCUAGUCGGUACCAAUUUCCAACACUCCGGUGGUACCAAAUACAACAUCUCCAAAGCCAUUGCCCACGAAGGCUUUAGUUACAACACCUUGAAGAACGACAUCGCUUUAAUCAAAAUCUACGGCGAGUUCCAGUUCGACAACUUGGUCCAACCCGUUGAGUUCGUGGACCCAGGAGUCAACCAAACUUGCAUUGCUGCUGGAUGGGGGGUUACCGAAAGCGUGUCAUUUCCCGAAGAACUGCAUUUCGUUGAACAAAUUGCUCUGGAUUUGGAGCUAUGUCAAGUCAUUAUUGAAGAUACGGAAUCGUUUUUGGGGUCGGAGCAAGUGUGUGGGUUUGGGGUGGAAGGUACUGGGGCUUGUUUUGGAGAUUCGGGGGGACCGUUGGUUUGUGAUGGACGAUUGGGUGGGGUUAUGUCGUUUGUUUUUGGGGGUUGUGAGCAGAAUUAUCCAGAUGUGUAUACCAGGCCGUUGGAUUUUGUUGACUGGAUUAGCGAAAAUAUGAAGUGAUGAGAGUGAUAUGAUUCAAUGUGUUUGUAUUUCGUGUGUACAAGAGUUAUUUUUACAUUACUAAUAUUUCUGUUGUAUUAAAUUAUUAAAUAU